AUGCAGUCUAGCACAACGGAGCGGAAACAGGCAGAGUCUAUCUGCAAUUCCACACCUGAUUUAUCCUCUAAUGAUCAUGCGGGGGGUGGUCUGGGGGACAACCACUAUCAUACAGGAUUCUUCAGACGUACCACUCAGUUGCUUUCUCGGUUUGGGAUUGAAACACAUGGCAUCGCGCCGGUCCCAGCAGAAGAACGUCUCGAGACUCGGUGGUACCAAAUGUUUUUUGUUUGGUUCUCGUCUAACAUGAAUAUAUUGGGAUUCAGCACUGGCACUACUGGACCUGCAUUUUUUUCCCUCGGAGUUCGUGACUCUAUAGCUAUCAUCCUCAUUGUUAACCUGGUAUAUUUUGGUGCUAUCAUACCGGCCGUCUUGAAUGUUCUCUCCUUGGAAGGCUUCCUUAUCUUGAACUGCAUCAUCGGUGGCCAAACGAUAGCUAGCUUCUCCUCUCAACUUGAUGAUAAUCUUGGAAUUGUCAUCAUUGGUAUAAUAUCUCUUGCGGUUUCAAGGUCACUUUCUGUGGAUACCGUGUUAUCCAUUGGUGGGACCACUCCAAUAUUAAUAUGUACGAAAGCAUUUCCUGGAUCCCGAAUCGCGAGAAUUUUUAUUUACACGUACCUCGGAUUUUUCGUAUCUAAUUUGACUGGUCAGGCUCUGGGUGCUGCAUUCGCAGCUGCAGCUCCGAGUGUGCCUGCUUGGAAUGCAGGAUUCCAAGAUAGUUCUUCCGUUGGCGGUUUGUUAUACAGCGUGUUGCUACCUGCUGGCGUAUUCGGAAAAAUCCUGACUGCUUUGGUCGCUCUCAGCAUACCCAGCGCCUGUGCACCGACGAUGUAUACGUUCAGCACUAGUUUCAUGGCUGUUGCCACGUAUUUUGCUGCGGUACCCAGAUGGGUAUAUAUCCUCAUCUCAGAGGGGAUUCUGAUACCGGUGGCAAUCAUUGGCGCCAAAAGUUUCUACACUACUUUUGUGGGAAUCCUCGAUAUCGUUGGAUACUGGUCAUCAGCAUUUGCUGCGAUCAUCCUCACAGAACAUGUGUUAUUCCGACGAGCCUCGUUUUCUGAGGAUCAAUAUCCCAUCACGACUUGGGCUUCGCAUGAUCUCUUGCCUAGCGGUAUACCAGCAGUCGUGGCCUUCGCAUGCGCCUGUGGAGCUCUUGUUCCGUUCAUGUCACAAGCUUGGUAUGUAGGACCAGUGGCGAGGCGGGGCAGUGGAGAUGUUGGCGUGUUCGUAGGGUUCGUGGUGGGAGCUAUUGUUUAUGCUUUGGCGAGAAAUUUGGAGAAGAUGUGGUGCAAGAAGAAGGAAUUAAGCAAGUCAGACACUUUUAGUACACUAGCUACUAGUGCGUAAAGGAACCACGACCAUGUGCAUAAACUUA
Messenger RNA from Suillus clintonianus, 1375 nucleotides. RefSeq lists its product as uncharacterized. Gene Ontology annotation, molecular function: transmembrane transporter activity. The record is from RefSeq and is a predicted model, not a curated record. Gene Ontology annotation, cellular component: plasma membrane. Bases 1 to 1347 code for a protein of 448 amino acids. The transcript is spliced from 10 exons. Lineage: Eukaryota; Fungi; Basidiomycota; Agaricomycetes; Boletales; Suillaceae. Gene Ontology annotation, biological process: transmembrane transport.